AUGGGAAGAAAGACUAUUUUGCUCCUGACCAUGGGCAUCCUCGGGGCAUAUUACGUCUACACCCCUCUACCAGAUAACAUUGAGGAACCAUGGAGACUGGUGUGGGUGGACACGGUUUCGAGAAGUAUAAGAAAUCUGGGUCUGUUUGUUGAACUAUUGGGAAUCACCCAUUUUAUGAACGUUAUAACGUUCUUUAUGUGGUUUCAAGAAGUUCCACCCACAUCUGAUGAAAAUGUCACUGUGACGGACACAAGUUUCAACAACGUUCCUGUCCGUAUGUAUGUACCAAAACGAAAGUCAGAGACACUAAGAAGGGGUUUAUUUUUUAUUCAUGGUGGUGGUUGGUUCUCGGGGAGUGCUGCUUGGUUUAGUUAUGACCUUCUGUCAAGACGGACGGCUGAUAGACUUGAUGCUGUUGUCAUUUCAACCAACUACAGACUGGCGCCUAAACAUCACUUUCCAAAUCAAUUUGAAGAUGUAUAUAAUGCGACAAGGUGGUUCUUACGCCAAGAUGUGCUUGAUGAGUGCAGUGUAGAUCCCGAGAGAGUCGGUAUUUCUGGGACGAGCUCUGGAGGGAACUUAGCCGCAGCAGUGGCUCAACAGCUCCUAGAUGACCCAGAUGUCAAGAUCAAACUCAGGACCCAGUCUUUAAUGUAUCCUGCCCUUCAGUCUCUUGAUAUGGACUUGCCAUCAUAUCGGGAAAACGCACAUUUUCCGCCUCUGUCCAGAUCAUUCGGGGUCAGGAUCUUGAGUGAAUACUUUACCACAGACAGAUCACUUGAAAAAGCCAUGCUCUUCAAUCAGCACGUACCAGUGGAAUCAAGCCAUCUGUUCCAGUAUGUUAAUUGGAGUUCUUUGCUCCCUGAGAAGUUUAAGAAAGGGCAAUUUUAUAACAGUCCAACUCUUGGUAGCUCUCAGUUGGCUAAAAAAUAUCCAGGGUUUCUAGACGUGAGGGCAUCCCCCUUGUUGGCUGAUGACAGAAAGUUGCAUCGUUUACCCUUGACCUACAUCAUCACCUGUCAGCAUGACGUGUUAAGGGACGAUGGAUUCAUGUAUGCCUCCCGACUUCGGAACGCUGGAGUUAGGGUGACCCAUAACCACGUUGAGGACGGAUUCCACGGAAUACUUUCCUAUCAUGAAUUUAAAAUUGGACAUAGAACACAAAAUCAGUAUUUGAACUGGCUAAGUGAAAAUCUGUAGUAAAAAUCUGAGCAGUGGUUCAUAAAAAUACACAAACCUCAAGAUAGGAAACAAAUUAGUGAGAAUCAAAGGGUGUUUGAAUUGCUGUGUAUCCGCGUGACCUUUCUAAGUUCCUCAUAGCUAUAGCGUUGUUGGUUUAUUUUUUUAACUCAGCGGUUUCUCCUCUAUUCCUUAUUCUGUGUUGUUUAUUCACUUCUAUACCUUAGAAAAUAUCUACUUUCCCACAUAUUUUUUUCUUGCUAUUGUUACUCCUUUUUUCUAUCUCUAAUUUACAGCCCUAGUUUUUUGAUUGCCUGGUAAUAUUGCUGUUGAGAAGACAGUUUUGAACAAACUUGUCUGGCUCGUGAAGUCCCAGAACUUCAAUUAGUGCGAUGUGGAGCCUCCAGAUGCCUCCUGGUGGGCACUAACAUGAGUUGUGUGCUAACUCUUCUUCAAAGCGUUUGCCUCAGUAUAAUGUCUAGCACUAUAAAAUUCACUUCUUAAUGCAAACCUGUGCUACGAAACAAAAAUAAUGCCAGUGAUCUCUCAGGUACUUUAGGGAAAAGCAGCUCUAUUCUUGUGAGCAAUUAGGAACACUGAAGUGGGAGGCGGUACCUCCACAUGUAGCAGUGAUGAGUGGAGCUGAGGACAUGGAAGAAAUAAUAAAACUGAAUUGAAUAAUUUGAAUCUCUGAAAGUUCUUAUGUCCAUAUGGGCAUAGUAGAGGGAAAACUAAGAUUAAAUUGGUGUGUUCUUGGACUAUCUUAGACAGUUUGGGCUGGUAAAACACAAUACUAGAGUGGUGGCUUAUAAACAACAGAAAUUUAUUUCUCACGGUUCUGGAUGCUCAGGGUGUCAGCAUAGACAAGUUCCAAUGAGAGCAGUCUUCUGGGUUGCAGACUGCCAGCUUUUCACUGUACCUCACAUGGCAGAAGGCAGGAAGAGGAAGCAAGCUCUCUCAUGACUCUUAUGAGGCCACUAAUCCUUUUCAUAAGGGCUCUACCUUCAUGACCUCAUCUAAUCUUAAUUACCUCCCAUGGGUCCACCUCCUAAUACCACCACAUGAGAAGGCAGGGCUUCAACAUAUGAAAUGUGGGGAGACACAAACCUUCCGUCUAUGGCAUGUCUAUGGAGAAUAGACUGUAGCAGCCACAUGUUACGCAACGUUUGAUAAUUCUGAGGAAGCACUGAGGAAGGCAGCUCAGGGCUUCUCACGGUCACCAGAAAUCAAGGCUAUUGUCAGACAGAAAAAGGUGUUGUUUGGGGGAUGGGAGAAUCACAAACUUUCAUUUCUAUUUUUAUUAGGAAAAACAGUAGCAUUCCUGGAAGUCCCACCCAAUAUGUUUCUCAUUUUAUGUCUCAUUUGACAGAAUUUCAUUUCCACGUGGACACCCUUAGCUGCCAAGGUUGCUUGAGGAGUCAGAUUUUUUAACCUGUGCACAUCAUCCUGAACAAAAUUAGUAUUCUUUCAAGUAAAAUAAUAAGUGAGGAAUGGAUAGGCAACUAGCAGAUAGGCCACAGAUUCCAUAGGAAUAAGUGGCGUAAAUUACUUGUGGAAAAUACAUAGGAAUGUUUGGGGUCAUAUAUUACAUGGGAUGGAGGUACAAAUGAAUCGUAUCUGUGGUUCCCAAUGGAACAUCAUUGGGAUAUUUGCGUAUUGUAAUGUUUGUAUAUUCAGUUAGUUGAACAGGGCUUUCCUUUUUCCUUUUUUACUUGCGUCUCUAUGUCCCACUCCUUUACCUCCUUCAAUCACCUACCCAUCAAUCAAAAUAAUCUGUGUUAAUUUCCAUGUGUGGACAUAGUCUUAAUUUGAAAUAGGAAGCUUCAUUUAAAUAUGGACACGAGUCAUGAAACAAAAUAGCUUGUUAAAGCUAUGCACAUAAUAAUGA
Equus quagga is the source of this 3067-nucleotide messenger RNA. RefSeq names its product arylacetamide deacetylase-like. Gene Ontology annotation, molecular function: carboxylic ester hydrolase activity. The record is from RefSeq and is a predicted model, not a curated record. Gene Ontology annotation, cellular component: membrane. Lineage: Eukaryota; Metazoa; Chordata; Mammalia; Perissodactyla; Equidae.